This is a messenger RNA of Nicotiana tabacum (common tobacco), 597 nucleotides long. The record is from RefSeq and is a predicted model, not a curated record. NCBI's taxonomy places the organism in Eukaryota, Viridiplantae, Streptophyta, Magnoliopsida, Solanales, Solanaceae.
UCAUUUCGUACAAAUAGACAAAUCAUAAUUGUGUGGAAAGAAAAAGAAACUGCAUUCCCAGAAUUAUGUGGAAAGCAAUCCAAUAAAGACAUUGUCUGUUUAUAAUAUUCAGUUUUGCUUCAUAACUCAAAAUUCCCAAAUUUUCAAAUGCUGCAAAACUCAUAUGGCUACUCUCUUCCACUUUCCCAAAGUAUUCUUUUCUCCUCUCCCGACUUCUCUCUGCUGCACAGGUCAUCAUUACCUUCUUGUUUACCGUUCAAAACCUGCAAUUUGUGCUUCAAUUAAAAAACCCAGUGCAAGCCGGAAGGUGAAAAGCAAUGUUGAUCUCUGCAACGACAUCAGGGAAUUUUUAUCUUCUGUUGGACUUCCCGAGGAUCAUGUACCCACCAUGAAGGAGCUGUCACAGCACGGAAGGUGUGAUUUGAAUGCCAUUUAUGUUCUUGAUUUCAUUUUCCAGUUUUGUUUCAUUUUGCAGCUUUAAGGUAAAUUCGUACUGUUAAAGGAUUUGAAGCUAUUUGCUAAAAGAUGUAUGUGUACAUGAAUGGACUUAAUUCAUGCCAAAUAUCUAACUAAAGGUUAGCAGUGAAAAAGAACUUC